Messenger RNA from Kwoniella shivajii, 1188 nucleotides. Its product is annotated as cystathionine beta-synthase. Gene Ontology annotation, molecular function: cystathionine beta-synthase activity. Bases 1 to 1188 code for a protein of 395 amino acids. Lineage: Eukaryota; Fungi; Basidiomycota; Tremellomycetes; Tremellales; Cryptococcaceae. Gene Ontology annotation, cellular component: cytoplasm. The transcript is spliced from 11 exons. The record is from RefSeq and is a predicted model, not a curated record.
AUGGGUGGUGAGACGUCCCCUCAGCAUCAUUGGAAAGGUGUUCUAUCAUCUGCCUUGGAUGCCGUGGGUCAUACACCCUUGAUCAAGCUCCAGAAGAUAGCUAAAGAAGAAGGUUUCAAAUGUAACCUGCUGGGAAAAUGUGAAUUCUUUUCAGCUGGUGGUAGUGUCAAAGAUCGCAUAGCAAAUCGAAUGGUAGAGUACGCUGAGAAAGAAGGUGUACUGAUACCUGGACAGAGUGUAGUGAUCGAACCUACUAGAAUUGGUCUCGCUUUAGCUUGUGCGAUAAAGGGAUAUCAAUGCGUUAUCACUCUGCCCGCGAAGAUGAGUUUAGAGAAAGAAGUCAUGCUGCGAGCUUUGGGAGCUGAGAUCGUAAGAACACCAACCGAAGCAGCCUGGGAUAGUCCAGAAAGUCAUAUAGGUAUUGCAAAAAAGCUCCAGAAAUCAAUACCUGGAGGUGUAAUUUUAGAUCAAUACUCAAAUCCCAAUAACCCAUUGGCACAUUAUUACGGAACAUAUGAGGAGAUUACUUACGCACUGAAAACGUCUGAUUUACCUCGAAAAGACAUUUCUCUACUUGUAGCUGGAGCAGGAACAGGAGGUACCAUAACGGGUCUUGCUCGUGCUAUAAGAGGUUACGAAGGUUCCCUUGUCAAUGGAGCUGCAUCUUCUCAUGUUAGAACAGUAGUGUUAGCUGUUGAUCCAGAAGGUUCAAUUCUAGGUGGAGGCGAACCUGGGAAUUAUCAAGUUGAAGGUAUAGGUUACGACUUCUUCCCUGAAGUACUUGAUCCGAAUCCACCAUUGAUUGAUCAGUGGAUCAAAACGAAUGAUGAAGAAGCUUUCGCAGCUACUAAACGAUUGAUUCGAGAAGAAGGGUUGUUUGUAGGUGGUUCUUCAGGAUCAGCAUUAUCCGGAAUUAUCCGAUAUCUCCAUUCAGAAAAUGGAAAGUCAAUAGCGAAUGAUCCAGAAGCAAACGUAGUCAUUAUAUUACCUGAUGGAGUAAGGAAUUACAUGUCAAAAGAAUGGCUCCUCCAGACUGCUAAGUCAGCUUCGAAAGACCAAGGAGAAGAUAUCAAAGAUACUAUCAAAAACAUCUUGGGGAGAGAUUUAGGGGACGUAAAUGGGGUAUUGAAAGAGGCGAAAGAUGAAGGCAAAGUUCUGCAAAAUGGGGAAGGGGUGAACGGGCAUUAG